Molecule: messenger RNA, 937 nt
Organism: Lecanosticta acicola
Lineage: Eukaryota; Fungi; Ascomycota; Dothideomycetes; Mycosphaerellales; Mycosphaerellaceae
Source: the annotation of a GenBank genome assembly
AUGUCUCUAUCAAUCGACGGCGUUGCGGUUGUGACAGGUGCAGGUAAUCGCUCCGUCGUCGAUAGCUCAAGUCAUGCGCUGACCACCCUGUGCAGGUAGUGGAAUUGGCAAAGAAUGUGCUCUUGCCUAUGCUGCGGAAGGCGCACGAGGCGUCGUAGUUGUGGAUCUCAAUGCAGAAGCCGCCACUAAGACUGCUCUGCAGUGCGAUUCUAUCGCGACCAACCCCAAUUACAAGAGUCACGCCGUUGCGUGCGACGUCGCCAACCCAUCUAGCGUCGAGCUUAUGGUGGCUUCUGCUGUCGACCAGUUCUCACGUAUCGAUUACUGUGUAAAUAGCGCUGGAGUUGGGGUUCAGAAGCACCUCCCCGUGAGCGACGCCGAGGCUGAGGAAAUGGACCGCUUUUGGAAGGUCAAUGUCAUGGGCACUUUCAACAUCCUCCAGGCCGUGUCCAAGGUGAUGAAGAAGCAAGAUACAGUCAUCACUGCGAGCCGUGGUCGCGUGAGGGACGUCGGGAAAGGAGUCUUCGUAAAUCUUGGCUCCGCCAAUUCGUACAUGGCAACGCCCGACAUCGUGCAGUAUACCACGAGCAAACAUGCGAUCAUUGGUCUUACCAAGAGUGCUGGUGAGUAACAUUCCCAGACUUCACGACCACAACAGCAAAGUCUGACUCAUUCAGCUCUUGAUCUAGCCAAGGAAGGAAUCCGUGUCAACGCAAUCUGUCCCGGCUGGGUCGCUACCCCAAUGGUACAAGCAGCGAUGGAAGAUAAUGACAGACUUGAGCCAAUGAUCAACUCGGCAGUUCCCAUGUCUCGCAUCGCCCAACCUGAAGAGAUAGCCGAUGUCGUUCUCUUCAUGACAAGCCCAAGAUCGAGCUACGUGACGGGGUCAGCCUGGAUUGUCGAUGGGGGCACUACACUUACUCUGAAGGCAGUAUAA